AUGGGUCGAGAGAAUUUUUUUCACGUCGAAAAGCACGCGAACGACGCGUUGCACAACCCACCGAGCGCGGGACGGACGCACACCCAUCGAGAGAUCGACGCGGCGAGCCGAGCGUUGGGACGACUGGACGACGGUUUUCGAAGGAAACGAUCGAGGGCGAGCGAUGCGAGCGCGUCGCGAGGUCUCAGGGCGGGAGACGUCGUCGUCGUCGACGGCGCGGUCGUGCGCGUGAACGUGGACGCGCGACCGGCGGAGACGGCGACGCGGGCGACGCGGCGAGAGGAGGUCACGCGCGCGCUCGCAUCGACGCGAACGUUCGCGGAGCCGGAGCGAUGGAAGACGAUGAAUCGAAUAGAGAUGGGAGGUACGGGUGGGGCGACGCAGCUGAGGGAGGCUCGCCGGGCCGCGCUCGGGCUCGAUGGGGGACGACGUCGAGAACGCGACGCGGACGACGAUGACGGGCCGACGGUAGUUCCAGAGGAAGACUUGCACUUCGUGGACGGAUGGGCGAUAUCAACGGGCGAGGAGACGAGAGGUCGAAUCAAAGAGGUGCCAAAAGAAGAACCUCCCGAACCACUCGAGAAGGUGAAUGAUAAAUCGUUGGCGACGAUUGGACGCAAGGCGAAGCGCCGAAAGAGAGAGAAGGUGGGCGCCGCGAACGUUGGACGUGGCGCCUUAUCGUUCGACGCGGACUAUUGA
Messenger RNA from Ostreococcus tauri, 699 nucleotides. RefSeq names its product unnamed product. The record is from RefSeq and is a predicted model, not a curated record. Lineage: Eukaryota; Viridiplantae; Chlorophyta; Mamiellophyceae; Mamiellales; Bathycoccaceae. The coding region runs from base 1 to 699 and encodes 232 amino acids. The transcript has a single exon.